AUGGGGUUACAAAACCAGCUCUCCGAUAUGUCAUCUGAAUCAAUCAUCGUACUCAUGGCAGUACUAAUCGGCAAGAGCGUACGUUAUCUUCGCUCCGUUCUCUUCACUAUUAUGCACGGCAUCGACCCGGCCGAUUGCCACCAUUCCGGCAUCUCCAUGUGCGAUUUCGUCGGCUCUGGUCUGGCGGGGGUUGUCCUUCUAUGCGAGCAGCUCAAUCUCAAUCCGGUCUGCUCGUACCCGUACAAAUCGGACGAAGACGGUGGCGUUGACCACCGGUUCGGGUCGGAUUGCGUGGUCUGCCUGAACCGGAUGGGGGAUGGGGACCGCCUGCGCAAGCUGGCCGCGUGCCGCCACGUUUUCCACAAGGAUUGCAUCGACGGCUGGCUCGGUCACCUCAACUUCGGCUGUCCACUCUGCCGCGCGCCGCUGGUGUCCGACGAGCGUGUUGACUACACGAGGAGGCGCGUGGCUGGUGAUCUUCUGACUUGGUUCCCUUUACAAUGA
Molecule: messenger RNA, 504 nt
Organism: Erythranthe guttata (spotted monkey flower)
Lineage: Eukaryota; Viridiplantae; Streptophyta; Magnoliopsida; Lamiales; Phrymaceae
Product: E3 ubiquitin-protein ligase RHA2A
Biological process (GO): protein ubiquitination
Molecular function (GO): ubiquitin protein ligase activity
Source: RefSeq, a predicted model, not a curated record